Messenger RNA from Astyanax mexicanus (Mexican tetra), 7340 nucleotides. RefSeq names its product SH3-domain GRB2-like 3a (gene sh3gl3a). Gene Ontology annotation, cellular component: glutamatergic synapse; cytoplasm; presynapse. The transcript is spliced from 11 exons. Gene Ontology annotation, biological process: endocytosis; synaptic vesicle uncoating. Bases 184 to 1335 code for a protein of 383 amino acids. NCBI's taxonomy places the organism in Eukaryota, Metazoa, Chordata, Actinopteri, Characiformes, Acestrorhamphidae. The record is from RefSeq and is a predicted model, not a curated record. Gene Ontology annotation, molecular function: protein binding.
AAUAACAGUAUAGAGCCACCGAGACAUGCAGCCAGCAGCAACAGCAGCGGCGGAGCGUUCAGCACUCAUUCAGAGAGGAGCCCGGCUGCUGUGAUUCCUGGGCAACCUGCGAAGGAUUAUUUUACAUUUCUGAGCUGUUGAAACUUUUUUCGGACUCUCCGCUGCUCAGUUCUGCUUUUCAGGAUGUCUGUAGCGGGCUUGAAGAAGCAGUUUCAUAAAGCCAGUCAGUUGUUAAGUGAGAAGAUAAGUGGUGCUGAAGGAACGAAGCUCGAUGAGGACUUCAUGGAGAUGGAGCGGAAAAUAGACGUCACCAACAAGUCUGUUUUUGAGCUUCUGACCAAAACCACAGAAUACCUCCAGCCAAACCCAGCAUCACGAGCCAAGCUGGGAAUGCUGAACACUAUGUCUAAGAUCAGAGGGCAGGUGAAGACGACCGGCUACCCGCAGACGGAGGGGCUUCUGGGGGACUGCAUGCUGAAAUACGGCCGGGAACUUGGAGAUGAGUCCACAUUUGGUGCUGCUCUAGUGGACGUUGGUGAAGCUAUGAAACAGAUGGGAGAUGUUAAGGACUCUCUUGAUAUCGGUGUGAAGCAGAACUUCAUUGACCCGCUGCAAACCCUGCAGGACAAGGACCUGAAGGAGAUCGGGCAUCACCUAAAGAAGCUGGAGGGACGGCGGUUAGAUUUCGACUACAAGAAAAAACGUCAGGGGAAGAUUCCCGACGAGGAGAUCAGACAGGCAGUGGAAAAGUUUGAGGAAUCCAAAGAACUUGCAGAGCGGAGCAUGUUCAACUUCUUAGAAAACGAUGUGGAGCAGGUGAGCCAGUUAGCAUCUCUGAUAGAGGCAGCACUGGAGUACCACCGCCAGUCCUACGAAAUUCUGGAGGAUCUCAACAGCAAACUACAGAACAGGAUAGCCACAGCGAACAGCCAGCCCAGGAAAGAGUUUAAGCCAAAGUCCAUCAUGUCCAGCUUGGAGACCAUUGAUAACAACCAACAGAACGGCCUCUCCUACAGUUCCUCUCUAAAGUCCUCAGAUCAUCAAGUCACCCACAGUGUAAAUGGAAAAACUGAUCAUGUCUCCUACAUUCCCCCCAUGACACACACGUGGCCUGAAAGCCCCAGAGACAAGACGGAGCUUCACAUGGACCAGCCGUGCUGCCGCUCCCUCUACGACUUUGAGCCGGAGAACGAGGGAGAGCUUGGCUUCAAAGAGGGCGACAUUAUCAUUCUCACCAACCAGAUCGACGAGAACUGGUACGAGGGGAUGAUCAACGGAGAGUCGGGCUUUUUCCCCAUAAACUACGUGGAUGUCCUAGUACCCCUCCCCCAAUAAGCCUUGCCAUUGGCUGGCCAAUGACUCAGAAACGUUCCUCUGCCGCUUUCUUCUCCAUGGAAGUGCUGCGCUUUACCACAGACGUUCUCAGACGGUUUAUUUUUCAGUAUUUAUUUCUCUUUAUUUUCUCCUUUCCACAGUUUUCGAUGGUGGAAUGCAGUAACCUGUGUUGGCUUCUGAUUUUAGCCGUUGGCUUUUGCUCAUUGGUUGUUCUGAAAACGUGUUGCAUCCAGUAGGGUGGCUGCAUUCGUCUCUUAGGUUGUUUUUUUUUUUGUUUUUGUUUUUGGAGUCUGUCUGCUUGUGGUGUCUGCCUUAUGUGAUGCUGAGACACAUGUCAAUGGACUGUGAGUAUAUGAAUGUCUCCUGAAUCUCUCCAAGAAAUGAAUCUUUCCUCUCGUUUUGUGUUUCUCUCUCUGUCUUCAGCCUAGUUGGACCUGGAUAAGUUUUACUUGUAACUGAAUCGAUUACUAUUCGGUAGAGCUUUAAUUGGGCCUCAAAUUGUGGCUUAAACCCAAGGUUGACCCGAUCCUACCUACACCACGUUUUAAAUCCAAACCUCGCACAGAUCCAGCAAACUAACUUUUGGUGAUGCAUGAUGGGAAAAUUUUAGAAGAUAUGAAUAAAUGAUAAGUAAAUUAGUAUAUUUACCUUAUUAUAUUACGUAACCUCGCACUGACUGAUUCAGAAAGCAUGUACUGUUAUCACUAUUGAUUAUAGUAGUGCUUUAAUGUAAUUUUCAAAAAAAAAAAAAAAAAACUGUUCUGAAUUCAGUGGUGUGAAUAUCCGUAAAACAGCCUUCUUAUUGGUGUAAUGCAGCAUCCAGUCACUCAAAGCAGGAAUUGAACCCCAGUCUCUCUGUGGUAGCUCACUGACAAGUAGUGGUGUUAUCCACUGCGCCACACCAAACACAGAUUACAGUUCAUGUAAAAUCAAUAACUCACUUUAUUUUAUCAGAAAUUGAGUAUUUUCUCUAUUUCUGAACAGUAACAAUUGGCUUAAAUAUAUAUAAUAUAUUAUAAUAAACUAUAAUAAAGUUUUUUUUUACAGAUACAGGCAUAAAAGUACCAUAUUUUUUAAUCAAUAAUAACUGCCUUUGGUAAAACUAAUCCAGACCCAGUAUUAGUCUGCUUAUGUCUCUCUCUCUUCCUCUCUCCCACUCUCCCCUUCUCCCUGUAUGUCUCUAUUUACAUGUGACGUAUUGUGAUUAUAGGAGAUCAUAGUAGCCGUCACAGUGUUGUGUUGAACAGGGCGGAGACUGAAUACUCUCACUCCCGCAAGUGCUUUUUUUAAUUCCUGUUUUAUUCCUUUUUUUAUAUUUGAGACAGUGGUUAUAUUGCACUAAAGCUUUAGAGUCCACACCCAUUCAUGUGGCACAUUUCUGUGUUUGUCUUUGAACAUUGCACUUUCUACUGUAUCUCUCCCAUUAGUCCAUUAGUACAGAAAUAUAAGUAUUAUAUAUCUUAUAUAUAUAUAUAUAUAUAUAUAUAUAUAUAUACUGUGCAGAGGUUUUGACGCACCUAAACAUUAAAUUAAUAAAAAAUUGAGAAUUUCUAUCAUGAAUAAAUGACAUUUUACUGUAAAAAAAUCCAGGAGCCCUAUCUUACACCCUGCAAAAGGAACGAUGCGAUGUUCAUUGCUAUCUUACACCUCGACAUGAGUCUAUUUUCACGCCUUGGAUCUGCCCAGUUAAAAUAGCAACGGAGUUUGUGAAUAUAUAGCAACGCUGAUGGGCAUGGUGAUCUGGAAGUGAGGUGUGUGCAGGUCAGUUUCUGGCAUAUUGUUAUCUUGACAAUGGAAAACACAGGUGCACCAGUGUCUGAUGAAAACCCUGACAGUCAACAAACAGAUGUUCAUUGCUAUCUUGGCAACACAGGUGUGCCGUGCGCUCAGUGUACGUACACCCCCGCUUGUUACACACACAAACAAAGAGUGUAACAGUGUCCAAACCCAAAAUUUACAUCAACAAUAAACAGAACACAAAAUAAAAUAAGAUUGCUGUUCCCGUAAAUGUGAAUGUGCACUUAUUAAAAUACCAAUCUGCCAAAGUCGGAGCACACCUGGCUAUUAAAAUGAACGGCAAAUGACACACUGAUACACCCAAAACACACCCAUGAUUAAUUAAUGAAGAAUUAAUACAUGCCUUUUGUGUGUUUUGAGCUGUGCAAGGUGUACUUUUCCCGUCGUAACAAUAGCAAAGACACACUGACGCCCUAAAUCUAGCUGCACGAUUGAUGGCUCACCUAUGGAAUACCUAUGCUACCUAUGGACCCAGAUCACAUUAGAACAGAUGCAGGUAAUAAUAAAUACGAAACAGUACAGUAAAAGGAAGUAAACAUGAUUUUUUUAUUUUUUAUUAGACAUUAAUGAUAUGAAGAUUAUCCAGCUUUUAAUUCAAAUUUUUACCGGUGCCUAAGCUGUGCACAAUAGUGUACAUAUACCAAUCAAGCAUAACAUUAUGACCACCUACUUGUUGCCUUGUUUACACCUAUUAUCAAUUUUUCAGCUCCACUGGACUCCGAGAUCACUGUGGACUUUUUUCAGUCAAGCAUUUAAUCAUAUUUGCAGGCAGACAACCGUUCAUUUCCUAUUGGAGGACAUGAAUUGUAACGAGAGUUGAUAUUUUUGUCUAUUUCAUAUAAAUUAAUAAUGAUGGGGUGAAGCGACAUUUUAGUCUGAUUGGCCGAACAAAUUCUUCAGACCAAUCACAGACACGGGGUCCGACUUCGGCAGCUUUUGCUCUGUACGCUAUUGAUUCUUAACAUACUUUCAAAUUGCCAACAGGGGGGUUCUGAACAUGACAGAGGGGCCUAUUUCGUUUUAUGUAUGAUGUUGUAUGAUGAUAAAGCUUGGAAUAAAGGAGGGGCUAGCUCGAUAGGUAGCUUGCUAGCAUGCUAAUCGGCCAUCGCUGAUACAUGCCCACUUGCGACAGAGCAAACAACUUUAAACACAACCACAAGAGACACAGGAGACAACGUGGGGCCUGCCAGUGUAAACGCAGGGUGAGGGAUUUAAAAACACCAGCAGCACUGCUGUGGCUGAUCCACUCGUGCCAGCACAACAUCCACUCAUAAGCUCACAACCACCACCAUAUGCCACUGUCAUUGCAGUGCUAAGAAAGACCCACCACCAAAAUGAUUGCUGAUCUGUGUUGGGCCUGUGGGUCCUGACCUUUAAAGAACAGGGUGAAAAACAUAAUGGGAUAAUGGGUGUAGAAACAGGGAGGUGGUCAUAAUGUUACGCUUGAUCAGUGUAUAUACUGUAUAACAGAUAUAUAUAUAUAUAUAUAAGAAAGACUGAUAUCGAUAUGACUCAUACUGACUUGGACUGUAUGUAAUGUAAGAACUAUUUGCUUGCCUUGUAAGUGAUGUUUUGCCCAAUUUAAGAAGAUGUAAAAGAGCUGUUUUUCGUUUCACGUUCUCAGUGGAGGAAUCCUGAUCAUAUCCAGCUCUGAAAAACUUGCAGAUCUUCACGGCUCGACUGAUUCUUUUACAAACUGACCACAAGAACACUUGUCUGAAUGGAGUGUCUUAAAGUCACCAAAAAGUGUUAAUAGACUGUGUUCAGCUACGCCAUAAUCUAGACUGUGUCUUUGUUGAACUGCACUGCUUGUUUUUUUACGUUAUCUUGCGUGUCUGCUGUGUGGACACUGCGGUUUCGCAUGCCUUCAGAAUGAUUCCGAUUUUACUUUGUCUGUUUUUUUUUUUGUCUCUUUCUGCUGUCGUUGCUGCUCUUGCUGGUCAGAUGAAUGAUUAUCAGAACUGAAGAAGGAGACGAGAGGCUUAUUAACAGUAUUAAUCACGUCAGAUAUUUUCCUGUGGAGUUACAGACAGAGAUCUGAUUCUGAAGUUCCCUUUUUGAAGUAAACAUACAGAAUUAAGUCAUUGAGCUCAGGACACCCAGUCGUUAAGUACAUUUACAGGAAAACACCAGGUUCUCCUGAUCUCUUUCUGACGCAUUAGGGGUGUGUAAUCAGUUACCAUAGACAAUAAAUGGAUCAUUCCAGCACAUAAAAAAAACAGAAAAAAUAUUGGUGACUUAGAACACAGUUAUAAUAGAAGUCAAUGGGCAGCUGCUGACUUAUUAAAAGCAAACAUUUAAAAGAAAACGGAUGAAUUCUAAAGUCAUAGUUGUUGAUUUUUAUAUAUAUAUAUAAUUUUAAAAGUGGUUCAUAACAAUUAUUUAAAAUGUUAAUCUACACAGAUUUCUCUCCUGAGAACUGUUUAUUUGGGUGAGUAAAGUGCUUCCGUUAUUUACAGUAUGCUUACAUUUCUAAUAUUUUGUCUAAAUGUGAGUUUUUUUCUCCAAUAUUAAGGCUGGGUGCAGCAGCAUUAUCAUUAGCCUCUAACCGCAACGCUAGCGUGAAUAAAUGCCGCCUGUUGGCGCUAGACCAAGGAACCCUGAGUGUUCCGGUAACCCAGAGCUCUAUUAGCUAGUGGUUCAUCCCACAUUGCUUGUUUUAACACGGUAAACACGCAGACUACAGUCUAAUAUACUCACCUCUAAAAGUUGGAGGAGCUAGAGCUGCGGUUAGCGGCUAAUGCUAAUGCUGCUGCACCCAGCCUUAGUGCUGAAGAAACUCAAUUGAAAAUUCAUCCUUUACUGCUUAUUAAUACCUGACUGGUAAAAUUAAAACAAAAGGUGCACUGUCAAUUUUUGGGAAAAUUACAGGAUUUUAAGUGUGCCUUAAUGAAUUAUAAUAAAAAAAAAUUAUAAAAAUUGCUAUUUUUUUUAUAUCAGAGUACCAUAUCUCUGCUGUUUAAUAUUAUAUAUGUAUAUGAUCCGUUUUGUCUGCCUCCAUCACGUUACAGUGAUUAUAACUCUAGCCUCGAGUCAGGGGGCACAGAGGAAAGUAAAUAAUCAAGGCUUGUUUUUUUUAAUCCCUUAAUUUUUUCUGUGCCCCUUAAAUGAAUCAAAAUUAACACAUUCAUUUGACAGCCUUAAUUAACAUACAAACACAAGCCAAUAAAGUGCAGCAUUAGAAACAGGAAUGUUACAAUCCAUUAUUUUUUUUCUCAAUUAAAUCCAAGUACUCAGUACUGGUUUGGUUUGAUCACAGUAUUUUUUAUAAAUAAUACAAAUAUAAAAAUACAAAUAUACAUAUUUAGAUAUUCUUUCAAAAUUAGAGGAAUUAAAAAUUGCUCCUGCCUUUGUUUUGUUUCUGCUCAGGAUAACGUUGGGGAGUUUUAUAUUUGCUCACAUAGACACACGUGAAGCAAUUAAUUGCAGCAGCCUGUUGUCUUCUAUUGUAAAAGUGUUUAAAAUGAAUGGUUGUCCAUGCUUAUAUAGUAAGUAAAGUAUCAAUGCUACAUUUCAGGUCCAGGACUGGUGUGCAAUGAAACAGAGGACCUGUAAACACUGAGGUAUUUUUGUGUAUUAUGUAAGUUUUGUAUUAGUAGAUGACUAAAGAAUACUAGAUAUUGAGAAAAAAAAGUUUGUUAUUGUAAUCUAAUAAUUUAAUUUGAGCAUUUAACAAAAAUCCACAAAUUAGUUAAAAAAACAGUCGCUAAAUAUUUAAACAUUAUAUGCAUCCCGAUUAUGGGGGAUGUCUUUGGUAACUGAUUAUACGAUUUAUCCACAGUAGAUGUUAUGGUUAAAAACACUGGAUUCCUCCUUUAAUAUUGUACUUCUUACCGUUUCUGUGCCCUCAGUGAUUGCAGCUUGAGACGCGCAGGCCUUAAUGUGAACUUUUCUUGUAUACAGCUCUGGUGCUCAGGCGGAUUUAGCUUGAAUGAACAUUUUCCAAAAAUAGAAUGGACUUUUCACUACCAAACACUACUACUGACCCCUGACCCCUCUCUAUACCUGCCACUGCCUGUGUCUUUCCAGUGUUUUUACUCCAAAUCCCUAACCCAGUUUCUGUCACUACAGUACUCAGUGAGGAGAGAAGGACAUGGGUGGUCUGUCUUUUUGUUUUUCCUUAGUAUAAUUUAUACAGAAAGUGUUUUAUAGAUGUAAAUGAAUAUAUUACAUACUGUAUAUUGCAUAAAUAAAUGACAAAUACUGUA